Closterium sp. NIES-65 is the source of this 1326-nucleotide messenger RNA. The record is from the annotation of a GenBank genome assembly. NCBI's taxonomy places the organism in Eukaryota, Viridiplantae, Streptophyta, Zygnematophyceae, Desmidiales, Closteriaceae.
AUGUCGGUGAAUCCGCUGUCCGCAGAAUGGGCCGCGGCUCGGCUCAGAGAAGACGCGCACCGAUUGCAUCCGCCUCGACCAUGCGCGCAACCGCCCCUCCCCGUAUCACCGUGCCGUGCGCCGGAAGCGCGGAGAAACGGCUCCCUAAUCGUGCGCGUUGCGGCGAAGAAGGCUGAAGGUGGCACAAAGCAGGCGACGAGGCGCCGCGAGUUCUCAUUGGCUCUCGGUGGACGCGACACUGUUCACCAUCAGCACCUCCACUGGGCGCCACGCGUGUACCACCACGUCGACGUGGCGCUCAGCGACUCGGAGAAAAUGGGCGGGAAGAAGAAUGAGGGGAAGAAGAAAGCAUGGAAGAGAGAGGCCAUGAACGGCGCCGCGAUGGCUGCGAUUGCGGCGCGGGUGGAAAAGGCAAUUCCAGGCUUGAAGGGUUGCGUCGGAGAGAAGCGGACGAGAGUUGAGAUGCUCGAGGCGCGCCGCGUAGAAAGGCGAGCGCACUACCCGGACGACGCGGAGUCGCACGCCAUGGCUGCGACGAGGGACGGCGGGGUGAGGAGGGGCGACUACAACUACGACGAAGAGCUCGAGCGACUGCAGGGCGAGAUGGUGAAGUUGCAGGAGUGGAUUUCCCGCCAGGGGCUGCGGGUGGUGGUGCUCUUUGAGGGGCGCGAUGAAGCAGCCAAGGGCGAUCUCAUGGGCGCCAUCGCAGGGCCGCUCAACCCGCGCGUGUGCAGCGUCACGGCGCUGGGCGCCCCUUCCGACCGCGAGCGCACGCAGUGGUACUUCCAGCGCUUCGUCGCUCACCUGCCUGCUGCCGGCGAGAUGGUGCUGCUGGGCCGCAGCUGGUAUGCCCGCGCAGGCGAGGAGCACGUGAAGGGACUCUGCUCCGACGCGGAAUACCGAGACUUCCUGCGCUCGUGCCCCGAGUUUGAGCGCAUGCUGGUUCGCUCCGGCAUCAUCCUCGUCAAGUACUGGGUGUCUGUGAGCCCUGAGGAGCAGGAGCGGCGGUUUCGGGAGCGGCUGGCGCGGCCGGAGCAGCGGUGGAGGGUGAGUGCGGAGGACGUGGAGGCGCGGGCGCGGUGGGCGGAGUACUCGCACGCCAAGGACGUCAUGUUUGGCUUCUGCGAUGUCAAGCAGGCGCCGUGGUUCGUGGUGCCUGCGGACGAUGAUAGGCGCGCGCGGCUGAAUGUGUUGGCGCACCUGCUGGCGCUCAUACCAUAUGAGGACCUGCCGCUGCCCCACAGUGUGGCUCUGCCGCCGCUGCAGCAGGACUUCCAUGUGCGGCCGCCCGUGUCGGACCAGACCCACGUGCCGCAGCUGUUCUGA